Molecule: messenger RNA, 2231 nt
Organism: Mangifera indica (mango)
Lineage: Eukaryota; Viridiplantae; Streptophyta; Magnoliopsida; Sapindales; Anacardiaceae
Product: replication factor C subunit 3-like
Exons: 11
Coding region: 180-2009 (609 amino acids)
Biological process (GO): DNA-templated DNA replication; DNA repair
Cellular component (GO): DNA replication factor C complex; nucleus
Molecular function (GO): DNA binding; DNA clamp loader activity
Source: RefSeq, a predicted model, not a curated record
CUGUUUAAGCCGGCCCUAAAUAAAAUUUAUUUGAGUUGUUGAUUUCAUCGUGACAUCCUUUGGAAUAACCAAAGAAAAUCCUACCCAUCACAUCAUCCUUCAUGCCAUCAUCUGUCUUAUAUUUCAAUUGAUAUUCAAGUAAUUCAUUUGCUACCUUAUGACAUAGCUCUGCAAAUGCCAUGCCGAGUCCACCAAUUCCACGCUCCUCAUCACCCAAAACUCCCACUAUUAUCCCUCCUCCCUCCAGCCGCUCUGCUUGUUCCGCUCGCUCCCAACCCAAACUCUCCUAUCGGCGACUUGGAAACUUUAUAAUCCCUGGAAGGAAGAGCAGCGAUUCCUGCUCCAAGCAUUCCGACUUAACGGAGCAGGGUCUCGAGGCCCAUAAUAGAAGACACGCGCCCAUUCUUCAUAAUACAAUCACUGCCCAUGAAAAGAACUCGAAAUGCAGUCCCUACUACAAAGGACUUACUGAUGCGUCCCUUGUCAUCAAUCGUGAAAGAUUUGCAUCUAGUCCUGGACGUGAAAGUCAUGCCAUCACCAUGGCCACUUCUUCUUCCAGCUCUCUUUCCUCUUUCAUGCUCAGGAUGCAAGGAUGGAGUUCUUGCUUUACCUUUAAAUCACUAAAUCCUACUACCUCUGUUCCACUAAUAAACCAUAAUCAUCCUACUUUCUCUUCAUAUUCAAUUUCAACUAAGACACCAACAUCAACUUCGGUUAAGGAGAUGAAUUUGAAUAAAGCGGAGAAGCCAUUGAGGGAGAGAGUAUCAGAAUCAUCCACAACCCCAUCCAGAGAUACAAAUGAGUUUGUGUGGGCAGACAAGUACCAGCCCAAAACUUUAAAAGAAUUUAUUUGCAAUCGAGAUAAAGUGAUUCAACUUCAGGGCCUGGUGGAAGAGGGAGGAUGCCGGAAUUUUAUAUUUGAAGGACCACCAGGGGCGGGAAAAAGAACCAUGAUUUGUGCUAUGCUUCGAGAAGAAUUUGGACCGGACACAGUCCAGACCAGGGAGGCGUCCAUGGUGUUCGACUUGAAGGGAGAAUUAAUAAGUAGUAUCAAAGUAAAUGUAAAGGAAUCUGUCCAACAUGUAGAAGUUAAUGUCUCUGAUUUAAAAGGAUAUGAAAAGCAUGUCAUUCUUGAACUUAUGAAGGAAAAACAAAGCAAGCUAUCAAAUAAAGGUUUGCAGUCAAACCCUGACAACAGCAAAGCAAUUAUUUUAUGUGAAGCAGACAAGCUAUCAACAGAUACCUUGCUAUACAUCAGGUGGUUAUUAGAAAGGUAUAAAGGGUUAAAUAAGGUUUUUUUCUGCUGCUCUGAUGCCUCAAAGCUUCAACCCAUUAAGUCGCUUUGCACUGUUGUUCAGCUUUUUCCUCCUUCGGACGAAGAGAUAGUUAAAGUUCUGGAAUUUAUAGCUAAGCAAGAAGGCGUAGAAUUACAACAAAAAUUUGCUGAAAAUUUUGCUAACAAAUCCAAGAAUAAUCUUCGUCAAGCUAUUCGCUCAUUUGAGGCCUCUUGGCAGAUGAAUUAUCCGUUUAAGGAUGACCAACAAAUAUUAACUGGCUGGGAAGAUGUCAUUACAAAUAUUGCCAAGAAAAUUAUUCAAGAGCAAAGCCCAAAACAGUUAUAUAUUAUCCGGGGGAAGCUUCAAAAUCUAAUAGAGCACGACGUUUCUCCUGAAUUCAUUUUCAAGUCUCUUGUUGAAGAACUAAAAAAGCAUUUGGAUGUGGGAUUACACAAUUGUAUUGACAAUUUAUACGGUGAUUACAAUAUAGACGAUAGAAGGAUGUUUGACGACGAGAAGCCAUUUGUCUUUGCACGCAGUAGUCGACAUGAGGAAAUUGGAAAGAGGUUAAACGACCCAGUGAGAAAGAAUGCUGAACAUUUUUUUAAGAUCGAAGAGUUUAUAGCGAAGUUCAUGAGCAAGUAUAAAACAGAAGUGACACAUAAUAGAAGUGAGCAACAGGAUACAGGACAACCGCAUAUAAGGUCAUCUGCAAAUGUUGGGCUCAUAUAGACGUCCUCGCUACAGGGACAUGAAUCAAGAUGUCAUUGCAACAAUAUGUUGUUGUUUGGCACACCUGAAAACGUAACAAAGGAACAAAGUGAAAUAAGUUGACAGUUCAAACAAUUGAUGAGACUAGGACAAUUCUAAAGAAGUUUUGUGAAUAUAACUUAGACAUUUUCCGUGGGUGGAAUUAUCGUUUUUGUCUUGAAUACUAGAACUCGAGAACCUCAA